GGAAGCUUGAAGUCAAGAUGGAGGAUAGUAGUUUCUCUGCGGCUGCUGCUGCUGUGCGGAACGGGGACUUGGGGUCCCAGUGGGACCGGAGCUUGGUGCCCGAGCGGCUUCAGAGGCGAGAACAAGAGCGGCAACUGGAGGUGGAAAGGCGGAAGCAAAAGCGGCAGAACGAGGAGGUGGAGGAGGAAAAGAGCGACUUUUUCGCCGCCGCCUUCGCUCGGGAGCGAUCGGCCGUGGAAGAGCUUCUGGAAGGCGGGGAGUCCGUCGAGAAGCUGGAGGAGGCGGCCGCUCGGCUACAGGGGCUGCAGAAACUUAUCAACGAUUCGGUUUUGUUCCUGGCCGCCUACGAUCUGCGGCAGGGACAAGAGGUGCUGGCGCGGCUGCAGGCGGCCCUGGCCAAGCGGCGUCAGGAGCUGCAGCCUAAGAAGCGUUUCGCUUUCAAGACUCGCAGGAAGGAUAUCGCUUCAGCCACCAAAGUAGACUCGGCUCCCGGCGCCCCGGCUGCUGACGGCAUCCUGGCCUCCUCUCCGCCCUUGAAGGAGGAGGGAGGCUUCGACUCCAGCUGGGUCUGCGGCUUCUCCAACCUGCAGUCCGAAGUCUUGGAGAAGAGAGCCGACGAGCUGCACCAGCGCGACGUCCUUUUGACCCAACUGAGUAAUUGCACGAUCAAAUUGUAUGGCAAUCCCAAUACUCUGCGGCUAACCAAGGCCCGAGGCUGCACGCUGCUCUGCGGCCCCGUGUCCACCUCUGUGUUCCUGGAGGACUGCAGUGACUGCGUGCUGGCUGUGGCCUGCCAGCAGCUCCGCGUACACACCACAAAAGACACCCGCGUCUUCCUGCUGGUGACCAGCAGGGCCAUCGUGGAGGACUGCACGGGGAUCCAGUUCGCCCCCUACACCUGGAGCUACCCGGGGAUCGACAAGGACUUUGAGGGCUCUGGUUUAGAUAGGAGCAAAAAUAACUGGAACGACGUUGACGAUUUCAACUGGCUGGCCCGGGAUGUGGCCUCCCCAAACUGGAGCAUUCUUCCGGAAGAAGAGCGAAGGAUCCAGUGGGACUAAAGCAGUUGUCACGCUUUUCUUCACUCCUACUCCUUCCCAUGUGGGACUGACUCCGGCUAAUGGGACUGCAAAGUGUACCUAUUGUUUUCACGCCGUAUAUGUUUUCAUUAUUUUAAGACGAGAUUGUGAUAAGCUGCUACAUUUGAUCUACAUUAAAUUUGUGACAGGUC
Sus scrofa (pig) is the source of this 1231-nucleotide messenger RNA. RefSeq names its product tubulin folding cofactor C (gene TBCC). Gene Ontology annotation, cellular component: cytoplasm. Gene Ontology annotation, biological process: post-chaperonin tubulin folding pathway; tubulin complex assembly. The record is from RefSeq and is marked validated. NCBI's taxonomy places the organism in Eukaryota, Metazoa, Chordata, Mammalia, Artiodactyla, Suidae. Gene Ontology annotation, molecular function: tubulin binding.